UUUAGGCGCGGGCAAUCGAGUGAGGAGCUCGGAAUCCAGGAGACCCCAGUCCCGGCUGGCGCAGCUCUAGGUCGCGAGCGGAUUCCACUGGGUCCUGCCGGGUGGCACACGCGCUGCCACCAUGCUGCCCCCGUGCUUAGAGCAGGAGCUGAGUGAGCUGCUGGCUCGCAAGGAGGAGGAAUGGCGAGCUCUGCAGGCCCAGCGUGCCCUGCUGCAGGAGGCAGCCCUGCAGGAGGCUCAGCACCGCCUGGAGGAGGCCCAGGGGAAGCUGCAGCGCCUGCAGGAGGACUUCGUCUACAACCUUCAGGUGCUGGAGGAGCGGGACCGGGAGCUGCAGCGCUAUGACGCUGAGUUCGCGCAGGCCCGCAGGCGGGAGGAGGCUGGGCAAGCAGAGGCCAGCGAGCUCAGGAUAGAGGUGGCCAAGCUGAGGCGGGAGCUCAGCAGAGAGGCCAGGCACACGGAGGAGCUGCAGCAUCAGCUCCAGCUAACGCUGCAGGAGCACCGCCUGGAGCUGGAGCGUGUCCACAGUGACAAGAACAGUGAAGUUGACCAGCAGCGGGAGCAGUGUGAGACGCUGAAGUGGAAACUGGAAAGGACACUGAAGGAGUUUGACAGUGAACUUGCUCUGCAGAGACAGGAGCUGCUGCUGGAGUUUGAGUCUGAAAUGCGGCGAAGGGAACAUGAGUUCCAGCUGAGGGCUGAGGACAUGAGCAAUGCAGUCCUGACCAAAGAGCUCGAGCUAAAACAGCUGAACAAAGAGCUCCGGGCACUGAGAGAAGCGGGCGCACAGGCAGCAGAGAGUCUGCGGAAGGCAGAAACAGAGCACUUGGAAUUGGAGAGGAAGCUGCAGGGCCGUGCUCAGGAGCUGCAGGAUCUGGAGGCCGUGAAGGAUGCUCGGAUAAAGGUCGUGGAGGAGAAGCUUCACUCCGAACGGCUGACCCGGAAGAGAGCAGAGGAGACUUUGAGGAGGAAAUGUGAAGAGCUUGACCGUCAAGCCAUGGAGAAGGACGCAGUGCUGGCGGCAGUGAAGGGCGCCCACGCAGGGCAGCUGCAGGCGCUGGAGGCCACGGUGCUGGAGCUGCAAGCCCACUGUGAAACCCUUGAGGGCCAGCUGAGCAGGGCUGAGCGGAUGCACGCUGAUGAUGCCAGAGAGAAGAAGGCCCUUAUUGAAAGGCUUCGCGACGAUGCGGCAGCUGUGAAAGCUGCUUGGGAUGCCCAGAUCGAUCAGAUGUCCAAGGAUGCUGUCUCCAAAGACCUUCAGGUCCAGAUGCUGCAGGAGGAAGGGAUGAAGCUCAAAGCCCAGGUGGCCAGGUUCCAGCAGGACAUAGACAGGUACAAACAGCAACUGGCCCUGGCCGUGGAAAAGGAACAGAGCCUGGAGCGGGCGCAGGUACAGCUGUGCCUAGACUGGCAGCAUCGCUGUGAUGACGUUGAACGAGACCAGAUCCAGAGAUCAGAGACUUUGAUCCAAGGGCUAACCAAGGCCAGAGAUCAGGUUGCUGCGAAGCUCCAGGAGACAGAGAGGGCGCUGCGUCAGCAGGAGGCACUGCUGGAGGCUGUGUCACUGGAGCGAGACCAGGCCAUGGACACGCUGCGGACACACGGUGUCCUCGCUGGACCGCAGGCACGGGUACCUGCACAGCAGCGUGAAGGAGAAAUGAGGAAAGAUUUUCCAUCUAGUGAGAUCCAGAGGCUCCAGGAACAGAAUGCAGGUCUGCGGAAUGCUGUUGCACAGAUGAGGAGAGAGAUGGAAAUGCUGAGCGGGCAUCUUCCCCCUGCUCACUCGGAAGAGCGUUUAGAUGCAGGUCCUGAUCCCAAGGCUGGAGGAGAUUCGGCCCCUCCAGAUUAUGUUCUGGCCCUUGAAGCAGAAAUGCAAAACCUAAAGGAUAAAAUUAAGGCUCUGGAAGAGCAGCUGCAAGGCAUGGAAGAGCCAGUGAAGACAUCCCUGACCACUGCUGACCCACACCCUGGUGCCUGUGGCUCUGCAGAAGCAGCCGGUUUGGCCCUGACAGACCAGGAGUCUACUGCGCUGGCACUCAGAAAACUUGGAGACAGAGUGCAUCUCUUGAACUUGCUGCUGACACAGCUCAGAAAGAAGCUGCGGCACAGACCCCUGGAGCUGGGCACUGUCCAGCACGAGCUCCCCAGGGAAGUGGGCCAGGUGCACCUGGAGGUUUCGGAGCUGCAGCAGCAGGUGGCUGAGCUAAGGAAGCACCUCACAAUGGCAGGUCCCCAGCGAGAGCCUCCUCACAGGCAGCAGCUACAGAGAGAGGGUUUGGCUGACUGGAGACCUGUGGGCAUGGAGGACCAGACAGAGUCCCCUAGUUUCCCCCUGGAAGGGGCACAGCCUCUGCAGACCCUGUCUGUGCCGCAUCUGCAAAGGAAACUAAAGGACGCAGCUAGGAAGAUCCUCAGCCUCCACCUGGAGAGGGAGCAGCUCCUAGAAAUGGGGAAUAGACUCCGAGCUGAGCUGGGCCACCCUAAAGGGAACCUGCCUCAUGGCCCACCUCCUCCCACCUCUGAGCCCCAGGACGCCCUGGAAGUGCCUGAGAAGCCUUCAGGCCACCGCCCGCCUCUGGGACAACUGCAGCUCCACUCAACAGCUCAGGACCCCAGGCACACUGAGAGAAAAUGUGUUUCUGAAUAUGCACAGAAAAGUCAACCCCACUCGGCCCAAGCGGUCAGCAAAGACAACUCCCCACGAGGCCGAAAGGCAGGCACAGCAUCAAGGCCUGCUCAGAAGCCCCACAGAGCUGCAGAGACUUGGAAGUCAGCUGAUCAGAAGGAGAACAGGCCCCCAAGGGCACCGCAGGCGCCGACAGCCCCUGAGGAAAGCGGGUGCUGUACCCACACCUCAUCGCCAUUGGCCAGCAGUUCCCUGCAGGGCACUUGGAGGCCGCUAGACCUGGGAUCCAGCCUUCCAGGCGUGCCCUCCCAGGGUGGCUCUGCCUCAGUGACCCUGUGCCUCCCAAGUGCUGGGAUUACAGGAACUACAGGAUCUACACCUGCUUGCUUUAAAGAGUGAGGAAGUGUCAGCCCCGAAGAAGCAAAGAGGAGCCCAAACACACAUCACAUUGAGAAGGGACGCUUUUUGAUUAGAUUUUGGUGUCUUGCUAUGUAGUCCCGGCUAGCUUGAACCUGGCCACAGCCCUCCCGCCUCUGCCCUCCCAGUGCUAGGAUCACAAACAUGUCCCCCUGUUCUGCCUCUAGAACAGAUCACUGGUGGCUUUCAGAGUGCUCUCAGUGGGGUUAGUCCCCUGGCUGAAUGGUUUCCCAGAGAGUGGGAUGGACAACUCAGGAAGCAACAAUCAGGAGCCACAGUCCAGGGGGAGGUGGAGCAGGGGCUAGCAGCAGGAGCUUGCCGUGAGCAGGUGGGCGAGGUGGGAAAGGGGACGGAGGAGGUGAGGGUGCGAUGCCAACCUUGCGGUGACCUUGGGCAGGACAGCCAACUACUCCCCGUCCAGGACAGUGACUGGAGCAGAGGGCAGACUGGCUGCCAAUGCUGACACGCCUUCCCCGUUCUCAGACUUUCCACUCUGACUCUUGAACAGUAGCUGAGGGCACCUCUGCCAGGCAGGACCUGUGUGUCCAACAGCAGGAGAGCUGGGCCUGGGUCAGAGUGAGAGUGCGAGCUGCUGUCCACAUGGUGUCCGCAUGCUGUCUGCAUGCAGCCUGGGAGCACCUGGCUGGCAGCUGGAGAGACAGCAGAAGCAGCACCCGUGACCAAAGGCUCCCGGGGAGCAUGGGCUGAGAGCAUGAUGGCGGCACCUGGCCGUGAGACGCUUGCAGCCGCAAGUCACAGGCUCCUGGUGAAGGUGCGUGGAGCAGAGCUUCACAGCAAGUGUGACGCAGCGCCAUGUCCGAUCAGCCACCGGGACCAGCACUGGCCAUGUCCUGCCACAGGCACCCUGCCCCCCCCCCCCCCCCCCACGGGCCAGAACACAAGCUUGCACCAACUUGCAGGGCCAGUAGGAGGAUGCGGCCUCUGGCUGGCCCCGGGCGGUCCACACUGUCCUCUUCCCACGGUGACUGGGAGGUCUUGUGAGUCACAAAGCCUGUCCCCUUCUCCCACAGAUUGACUUUUGUCAGUAAGGGGAUGCAUCCCUAGAGCCCACACACCUGCUUUCCGUGGCUGUCACGGCCACCCCGACCUGCCCAGGGGGCCGCUCACACCUGUGCCCUAGGCAGUCUGCCUGCUGCUUGGAGCUCCGUGGGGAAGAUGGGGAAGAAACAGCUGCCAUCCCCCAGCCUGAGUUCGGAAUGUGGCUGAUAGCUUUAGCAGCUAUUUCGUAAUGAAAGUAAAAGUUAAAAAAAACAAAAAGUGAGUUCAAGGCCAGCCUGGCCUACACAGUGAGUUCCAGGACAGCCAAUGCUACACAGAGAAACCCUGACUCGAAAAACUAAAAACAGCAAAGACUUCUGUCUUCAUGGUUCACCCAACAAAGGAUUUUGUUGAGAGAAGCUGGGCA
This is a messenger RNA of Psammomys obesus (fat sand rat), 4469 nucleotides long. It is a transcript of the gene Ccdc57, whose product is annotated as coiled-coil domain containing 57. Lineage: Eukaryota; Metazoa; Chordata; Mammalia; Rodentia; Muridae. The transcript is spliced from 19 exons. Bases 122 to 3025 code for a protein of 967 amino acids. The record is from RefSeq and is a predicted model, not a curated record.